Molecule: messenger RNA, 1227 nt
Organism: Musa acuminata subsp. malaccensis (wild Malaysian banana)
Lineage: Eukaryota; Viridiplantae; Streptophyta; Magnoliopsida; Zingiberales; Musaceae
Source: RefSeq, a predicted model, not a curated record
AUGGAGAAGACGAAGCUUUGCCUGGUUGUCCUUCUGAUAAGGGUUAUAUACGCAGGCAUGCAGAUCAUCAUCAAGGCGGCUUUCGAUGGUGGCAUGAACACCGCAGUCUUUGUCUUCUACAGGCAACUAAUUGCCACCCUUUUCUUGGUGCCAGUUGCGCUUGUGGUGGAAAGGAAGAGAGCUCCAGCCCUGUCAUUCUGGUUGGCCUUCAAGAUGUUCAUGCUUGCUUUAGUUGGGCUUGCUGGGACUCUAUAUUUGUACUCCGUCGCUCUGGAUUACACUUCAACAGCGCUGGCAUCUGCAGCAAUAAAUUCCAUCCCGGUGACUACCUUCAUUUUGGCAGUAAUAUUUAGGACGGAGAAGGUGAAGGUAAAGAGGCACUCAGGGAUCGCGAAGCUCUGCGGAGCAGGACUGUGCAUUGCAGGCGCUUUGACCAUAGCUUUCUACAGAGGACCUCGUUUGAAGCACUUGAAUCGCCAUCACGUCCUUACGGGUGGGAAUCAAGCUCAGGUUCAUCCUCAUCCCUACAGCAGAUGGGUCUUGGGGACCUUCCUCAUGAUCGUCUCCAACCUGACAUGGUCACUGUGGCUCGUCUUACAGGAACCAUUGCUGAAGCAGUAUCCUUCAGAACUCAUGUUCACCACUCUGCAAAGCCUCUUCAGCGCCAUCCAAACAUUCUUCAUCACUCUGGCGAUCGAAAGGGACUUCUCGCGGUGGAAGCUGAGCCUCGACAUGGGACUCAUCUCAGUGGCCUACUGCGGCAUCGUCGUCACCGGGCUCGCAUUCUUCCUGCAGUCAUGGACGAUACAGAGACGAGGCCCUGUUUUCUUGGCCCUAUCAGCUCCACUGACGAUGAUCAUCAUCAUGAUGCUCUCGCCUUUCCUCCCCGGAGUCUUCGUCGAUUUGGGGAGGUACGCAUUUGUCUGCAACUGCUCUGGCAACACAACUCACUGCCGGCCGCCAUGCAAUGACGACGACAUCUUGUUGCAGCGUCCUUGGUGGAGUUCUCAUGGUUGGGGGCCUUUACAGCGUCCUGUGGGGAAAGAGAAGGGAGCAGAAAGAGGAAGAAAACCCAACAGCAAAAGAUACCAAAGUUUGCUUGGAGGAGAAAGAAAUGGCAUCACCAAGAGAACUUCGAUGAACAUGAUUCUGGAAUCGUUGACAUGCAUAGAAUAUGUGAUAAUGUACCCCUUGCCAAACAACAUAAUCUAUUAAGUGUUAUUAUUA